AUGAAGUAUACGCAUGCUAUUGUUGUGCGUAUUCCUGACACUGUUCAGUUUUCCGAGAAAGAAAAGUCGACUGUUAAUGUCGCUCUGGCUAAGAAGCAGCUGGAGGAUCUUUCUGAAAGUUUGAGGAAGUCAGGGGUUGACAUAAUAGAAUUGGCUCCGGAAGAAAAUUGCCUGCAACAGAGUCUAUACGCUGGAGACUCUGCAGUGGUUGUAAGUGGUACUGCUCUUGUUACUCGCCCGAAGAAUGUGGGGAGCAGGGACAAAGAAAUUUCGCGAAUACUUGGUGAAUUGGCAUGGGAGGUUGUUGAAACACCAGAAACUUUUAAUGGAAAACCUGUGGUUUUGGAGGGCAGUGAUGUUUUGUAUACUGGAAGAGAAAUAUUUGUUGGUAUCCGUAACCGUGGCACGAAUAUUGAAGGGGCGUUUGUUGUUGGAAGAACGUUUUCUGACAUGAAUGUUGUGCCUAUAACGCUUCCAGGAGACUUGCCCUUAAAACAUUAUGUGUCAAUGAUAACAACGGAUGUGAUUGCUGUAGGAAGUUCCAAAGAUGCAGAAGAUGUUUUACACAGAAUUGAACGUCAAGCGACUUUUCGAUACAAAACAUUGACGAUGCAGCACGACGCUGCCAUUAACUUUUUAAAUGUCAAUGAUCACGUCAUUUACCGACAAGAUGCUCCAGACACUAGACUUCAACAACUGAGAGAACCAAUAAAGCUGUGGAGUGUUCCAGCAAAUGAACUAAUCGCACUUGGUGACCCCGUCUCUCGUUUCUGUUUGCUUGUUAGAAAAUUGCGAACAUUGCGAACGAUUUGGGAAGCUUAA
Enterobius vermicularis (human pinworm) is the source of this 822-nucleotide messenger RNA. NCBI's taxonomy places the organism in Eukaryota, Metazoa, Nematoda, Chromadorea, Rhabditida, Oxyuridae. The record is from the annotation of a GenBank genome assembly.